Colletotrichum orchidophilum is the source of this 999-nucleotide messenger RNA. RefSeq names its product casein kinase II subunit alpha. Gene Ontology annotation, cellular component: protein kinase CK2 complex; nucleus; cytosol. The transcript has 6 exons. Gene Ontology annotation, biological process: protein phosphorylation; DNA damage response; regulation of transcription by RNA polymerase I. Gene Ontology annotation, molecular function: ATP binding; protein serine/threonine kinase activity. Bases 1 to 999 code for a protein of 332 amino acids. The record is from RefSeq and is a predicted model, not a curated record. Lineage: Eukaryota; Fungi; Ascomycota; Sordariomycetes; Glomerellales; Glomerellaceae.
AUGGCGCGGGUUUACGCAGAUGUCAACCAGAACAUGCCCCGCAGCUACUGGGACUACGAUUCCGUCAACAUUAGCUGGGGCGUUCUCGAGAACUACGAGGUCGUUAGGAAAAUUGGUCGCGGAAAAUACUCUGAGGUCUUUGAGGGCAUCAACGUCGUUAACUACCAGAAGUGCGUCAUCAAGGUCCUGAAGCCUGUGAAGAAGAAGAAGAUCAAGCGUGAGAUCAAGAUCCUGCAAAACCUGGCUGGAGGACCUAAUGUCGUGGCCCUGCUGGACGUGGUCAGAGACUCGCAAAGUAAGACGCCGUCUCUCAUCUUCGAGCAUGUCAACAACACCGAUUUCCGAAGCCUCUACCCCAAGUUCAACGACCUCGAUGUUCGCUACUACAUCAACGAACUGCUGAAGGCUUUAGACUUCUGCCACAGCAAGGGCAUCAUGCACCGCGACGUCAAACCUCAUAACUUGCGGCUUAUCGACUGGGGCUUGGCCGAGUUUUACCACCAGGGAACCGAGUACAACGUUCGCGUGGCUUCCAGAUACUUCAAGGGUCCUGAACUGCUGGUCGACUUCCAGGAGUAUGACUACAGCCUCGACAUGUGGAGUCUGGGCGCUAUGUUUGCCUCGAUGAUCUUCCGCAAGGAGCCGUUCUUCCAUGGCAACUCUAACUCAGACCAACUUGUCAAGAUUGCGAAGGUGCUCGGUACGGACGACCUCUUCGACUACCUCGACAAGUACGAGAUUGAGCUCGAUGCGCAGUACGACGACAUCCUGGGCCGUUUCCAGAAGAAGCCCUGGCACUCUUUCGUUACCGCGGAGAACCAGCGCUUUGUGAGUAAUGAGGCGAUCGAUUUCCUGGACAAGCUGCUUCGAUAUGACCAUCAGGAACGUCUCACUGCCAAGGAGGCCCAGGCACACCCUUACUUCAACCCCGUUCGGGAUCCCGAGGUCUUCAAGCAGCACUUGGCCAAUCAGACCGCCUCGGGUGUGAGCAGCAACUGA